Sphaerodactylus townsendi is the source of this 636-nucleotide messenger RNA. RefSeq names its product S100 calcium binding protein A10 (gene S100A10). Lineage: Eukaryota; Metazoa; Chordata; Lepidosauria; Squamata; Sphaerodactylidae. The coding region runs from base 150 to 446 and encodes 98 amino acids. The record is from RefSeq and is a predicted model, not a curated record. The transcript has 3 exons. Gene Ontology annotation, cellular component: cytoplasm.
UCCGCCCACUAGGCGGCCCAGCCCCUGCUGGAGGAGGCUGCAAGGGCGGCGGCUAACCUCAUUGCUUCUCGGCCAGCCGUCGCUGCAGGCUCCUUUCUCCUUCCAGCCGCUCAGAUCCGCCUCGACAGGUGCCCAAGAACAGAGCCAAGAUGCCCUCUCAGCUGGAACACGCCAUGGAAACGGUGCUUUUUACUUUUCACAAAUUUUCUGGUGAAAAGAACUAUCUAACAAAGGAAGACCUUCGGCAGCUGAUGGAGAGGGAAGUCCCAGGAUAUAUGGAAAACCAGAAAGACCCAAUGGCCAUUGACCGGAUCAUGAAGAGCAUCGAGGAAUGCCGGGAUGGGAGGAUCACCUUUGAAGGGUUCCUCUCCCUGUUUGCUGGCCUGACCAACGGCUGCAAUGAGUAUUAUGUGAAGAAAAUGAAGCCGUGUGGGAAGAAAUACUGAGAAGACGGGCGGCAGCUUUCCAUCCUCCAAAGCACUGAAUCCACGCAGUAUGGCGGAUAGCCCCCAGAGAACUUCCUUAUCCCUCCAAAGCUAACCCACGGCUACUUGAAAGCGCCUCUUGUGCAUCAAAUGUAACUGCAGUUGGGUGUGGGAGAAUCUCAACCCCCCCAUCCCCCCCCUCCAAAAUAUU